CCGCGGCGACGACCCCGGCGGGAACCACACCCGAGUCGGAGCUUGCAUUUGAUUUCCAUCCUGCAUGAAGCAAGGACCCACUUGGCUGGUCCUGUGGGACCCACUCUGGGUCCUCGGACCUGGCUUGCUGCAUCAUCUUGGUGAUUAUGAAGUGACCCUCAGAGGAACAGUUGUACCCCAAAAUUAAGUCUGCACAGCACAGUUUGACCUUUGGGGAUUGAGAGAUGCUGAAUUCCAGGAGCAUGAAAAGAUUCUGUCUCCGGAUUUUCUUUCAGUUGCUCAAAUCACUGAAAUGCUAGCAGAGGACGUAGAUGGAGUUCAACAAAAACUGAAAAAGUUUUUGAAUUUCAAAAACCUUCACACCUGUUUAAAGGAAGCCAUUCUACUGGAUUAUUAUGUAUCUGGAUUUUUGUGGGCUAGAGGAAUGCAAUUUUCUGUUAUUCAGUAUUCAAAAUUUAUGACUUUACUAGAUAUGUUACUUCAUAAUCUUAGAACACUGCAUAUGUCCUUGGAAGACAGCAUAAAAUGGCUUGGAGAAGUUAUGGCUGAAAUAGGACCAUCCCAUUCACAGAAAAAUGAGGAAUGGAAUGUCUUUAAUAUAAAACAAGCCAAUGCUGUCAUCGAUUACUUAAAAAUCAGCUUAUUUCAACACUACAAGCUAUAUGAGUUUCUAUUCUACUCUACCAGAGAAGAAAUUGUGAUAGGAACGGAGCAAGUGUUAGAGGUUGUCAAGUCUUCAGGUGGUCUCUUCCCGGAUCCUCUAGAAGAAGGAAUCUCAUUUGAUACUUAUUCAACAUUCAUAGAGCCACCCCCAACACUGGAUACAGAAAUGAAGGGAUUGGAUCAAGAACAAGGCCCUGAUGAAGCCCAGUCAGAAGCCAACACUUCCGAUGUGGAUCCUUUAGUGGGUUUCACCAUCAAAGAUAUAAAAGCAGUUCUGGAUCAAGUCACAGAUGAUAUUUUAAUCGGCAUUCAGACCGAGAUAAACGAAAAGCUGCAAAUACAGGAAGAGGCCUUUAAUGCACGAAUAGAAAAAUUGAAAAAAGCCUGAGGACUCAGUACAAGGAGAGUCAUGCUAAACUUCACAGAAACAAACACAACCAGCCAGAAUAGUAGACUCUCCAGAGCAGCAUAUCUCCUUCAUUUCAUUGGGAGAGGAAAACCAAGCCUUACAUUUUAUUAUCCUAACUAAUUAGAAAAGUACUGGCCCCCCUUUUGCUAUCUCCUGUCCCGUAACAGCCUCCGAAUUUAUGGCACUAAGUGUAAUAAGAACAUUUUGUAUACAAGAGUUUGGAGAAUUAUAUAUAAAAAUACAAUUACUUUUACGAUACUCCUUUGACAUUUUGACUAAUAAAUGCUAUUCAUCUUCA
Molecule: messenger RNA, 1370 nt
Organism: Callorhinus ursinus (northern fur seal)
Lineage: Eukaryota; Metazoa; Chordata; Mammalia; Carnivora; Otariidae
Gene: CABCOCO1
Product: ciliary associated calcium binding coiled-coil 1
Source: RefSeq, a predicted model, not a curated record